Symbiodinium natans is the source of this 699-nucleotide messenger RNA. NCBI's taxonomy places the organism in Eukaryota, Dinophyceae, Suessiales, Symbiodiniaceae. The record is from the annotation of a GenBank genome assembly.
AUGGCGGUGAACCACCUCUUCGCCUUCUCGGCCAGUGUGGAGGGCGCCGGCGUGGCAGCAGGGUCUCCGUACGGCUGCGGCGUGCAGCCUGAUGAGGAAGAUCGCUGCUACUACGGCCAUGUGGAUAUUCCGGCUUCGGUCGGCUACGCGUAUCAGCGCUACCAGGAGGGUCACAUCGACGACUUGGGUAACCUGAAGAAGACGCCAGUGCUCCUCUUCAACGGGAACAGCGACAACGAGGUGUACACAAGGACUAUGGUUGACACCUUCAACCAGCUGCAAUAUUUCGUGGAUGCAAAGUUCCUCCACACCGCCUUCACAACAGAUGCUGCACACGUGUGGAGCGUGGACCAUGGCAAGUGCGACUGCGGGGCAUGCGCGGACUUCGACGAUGCUCCGCUCUGCUGUGAUGUGAACAACUGCUUCUACGACCUCAGUGGCGACAUGCUGCGCAAGAUCUACGGUCCUCUGCGAGACCGGGUGCAGGUGCAACCAGUCCUGCACCGGAUCAAUCAGUGGAAGUACGUACCGCCAUGGGAGUGGGAUGUCAAUACGACGUCCAACUCAACCAAGCUACGACCUGCAAGGAACGCCUCCGUCGAGGCCCCCAAUAAGCAUGGGAUGUGGCGCUGGGCGCUGGCCUACGUGCCUAGCGGCUGCGUGGGCAAGGUGGGACCAACCUCUUGGCCUGUAAUUUAG